This is a messenger RNA of Ascoidea rubescens DSM 1968, 954 nucleotides long. Its product is annotated as bZIP transcription factor. Gene Ontology annotation, biological process: regulation of transcription by RNA polymerase II. The coding region runs from base 1 to 954 and encodes 317 amino acids. Gene Ontology annotation, molecular function: RNA polymerase II transcription regulatory region sequence-specific DNA binding; DNA-binding transcription activator activity, RNA polymerase II-specific. NCBI's taxonomy places the organism in Eukaryota, Fungi, Ascomycota, Saccharomycetes, Ascoideales, Ascoideaceae. The record is from RefSeq and is a predicted model, not a curated record. The transcript has a single exon. Gene Ontology annotation, cellular component: Cbf1-Met4-Met28 complex; nucleus.
AUGUCGUUUAACUACCUCCAAAACUUGAAUUUAGAAGUGACUGAAUCCCCCAUCAUUUCACCUAUAAACUUGGAUAAUAAUAGUGCCCAUAAUAACGGUCACACCGCUCAUAUUAAUAAUGAGUUGGACCUAUUUUCCAACAGCGAGUUCUUUAAUUUUGAUUUCUUUGCUACUGAUAGUCUUGCACCCAAGCCCGAAUUAAAACAGAAUAUUCAUGUCAAUAAUAUUUCCUUAUCCAACAACGGAUUUAUAAACUCGGACUCGAACCCAAACUCAAUCGCAAAUGACAAUAAUAGCAGCAAGUCCAGUCCAGAUGACUCAUUGAAUGACUUUGAUAACAUAUUCAGUCUUGAAAACAGUAUUAAAUCAGAAUUCCGUAAUAAUAGCAACAACAAUAAUAUUAAUACUAUUAAUACUAUUAAUAAUAACAAUAAUAUUCAUACUAAUAAUAACCAAAAUGAACUUGGCUUUUCUAUUGAAUCACUACUUUCAUCAAUAUCUAAUAAUAACAGCAUUAAUAACAAUAACAACAACAAUAACAUUAACGAGUUUAAUGACGUUUCUAGUCUAACCAGUUUUAACAGUAUAAAUGGUUUAAACAAUUUUAACGAUUUCAACAACCUUAGCCAUCUUUCUCUCAAAAACACCACUAAUAACACUAUUAUUAACAAUAUCAGUAACAAUAUUAUUGAAAAUAAACACGAAAUUAAGUUUGACAAAAAAAAGAGAAACACCGCAGCUAGUGCUAGGUUUAGAAUCAAAAAAAAGUUAAAAGAACAAAAAAUGGAAAACGACUUGAAAGAUCUCACUGAAAGAGUCGAAAACAUGAAAAAACUAAUCAAUAAACUAGAAAUGGAAAACAAAUGCUUGAAAUCUCUUAUAAUUGAAAAAAAUGAAAAGAAAUCAAACGACCUAUUAACUAAUAUUAAAAGAAAUGCAGGUUUAUCUAUUUGA